AUGCCCGCCCUCCCAGGCUUCACGGACAACCCAUUCCAGACCCGCUCUGACCUCGUACGGGCUAGCAUUGCCCUGCUCCAGCCUCUAGAGCAGCACAUGUCCCCCCAAAAGGCCUUUGUCAAACUCUCCACAGAAACCGCAGCGGGGUUUGAUGAGGUUGCCGCCCAACUCGAGGGCUUUGCGCGGCCUCUUUGGGCCAUAGCAAGCCUCCUUGCCCCCGGAAGUAGCACAGAUGGCCUUGGCCUUGACGUAGACUCAUGGGUAUGCGGUCUCCGAGCCGGCACAAACCCAGCAUCCUCGGAGUACUGGGGUGACCUUGGCGACUUCGACCAGCGCAUGGUGGAAAUGGAGAGCAUCGCGUAUGCGCUGCUGACAGCCCCUGCAGCAUUCCUGUCUGGGAUGGACGCCCUGGCCCGGGAGAACCUAGAAAGGUGGCUGCGCCAGAUCAAUGGGCGGAAAAUGCCCCAGAACAACUGGCGCUGGUUUCGCGUGCUGGUCAAUCUAGCGCUGGGGUCCCAGGAUGAGGAUGUUGUGGCCCAGGAUUUGAGCGUGCUUGACUCGUUCGAUCUUGGUGAGGGAUGGAGUAGCGAUGGGAUCUGGGGCGAUGAGAGGAAACAGGUCGAUUAUUACUCGGGAAGCUUUGCAAUCCAAUUUGCCCGAAUGCUCUAUGUGAGGUUUAUGGAAGAUAGAGGCUUGGCUUCUGACAAUCGGGAAAGGAUUGAGAGGUUUAAGCUGGAGGCGCGGCAGUUUGCGUCAGCGUUCUGGAGAUACUUUGAUGUGAAUGGAAGUGCUAUCCCGUUUGGGCGGAGUCUGACCUACCGGUUCGCGUUCGCGGCAUUCUGGUCCGCAGUCGCCAUCGCUAGGGUACAGCUCGAUGCCCCACUCGACAACAUCGGCGUGGUCAAGGGUCUCCUCCUUCGCCAUCUACGCUGGUGGAGAAAGCAUCCUGGCAUCUUCAACACUGACGGUACUAUGAACAUCGGCUAUGCCUAUCCAAACAUGUUCCUUAGCGAGAAUUACAACUCACCGCAGUCCGUAUACUGGUGUUUGAAAUCGUUCACUGUUCUUUGCCUACCAAAGAGCCACCCCUUCUGGACAGCGAAAGAAUUACCGCACCCACUCGCUGUCCCGCUUUUGCCUGCCCCGCCGCUACCCGAUGAGGUCAAACUCCUCUGGCCGCCGCGACAUAUUCUAUGCAGCGGACGCAGCCACCACUUUCUGCUCUCGUCGGGUCAAGGGACUACAAAGGCCCACCGCGCUAGAGAGGCAAAGUAUGGUAAGAUGGCGUACUCGUCCUUCUUUGGAUUCAGCAUCCCUAGUGGCGCACUGUUGGGGCAGAUGGCCCCGGACAGCACGCUGACAGUCAGCUUCGAUGACGGCGAGGCAUGGAUUGUUCGCGCAAAUCCUUUCAAUGUACGGGAUCGACAGAUCCCGAUUCUCACUUCCCACGCGACUGCUGGGAUCGACGCGGUGAUGAGAACCGUACCGGCUCUUGCUAGUACCUGGAGACCCAAAAAGGCCAUCGAAUUCGAAGUCCAAACUCUUCUAAUUCCCGCAUUGGAGCUAUGGUCAGGGUGGCACUUCCGUAUACAUAGGGUGAAGUGGUCACCGGCGGCCAUCGCACCCGGGCCAAUAAAAUUAGUUGACGCUGGUUUUGCUGGUUUUGGUGCUACAAGAACAGGCAUGUUGUGCACCGAAAGCGAAUUAGAGCGACUGUUGUAUCAGGAUGCUGCUGGGUUGGAGGCAUGGGGAAAAGACGAGCAGAGCUGUUUGGUCUUCUCGGAUGGUAGCGCUAGUGGUGUUGUCGAUCUACAAAGGGACUUGAUGUCUGCGCUGUGUUCAGGAUGUGGCAGGCUCGCGACCGAAAGCCCGGCAUUGGUGGUGCGAGCGGAUCCAAAUACUAAUUUAGUCUCGCAAAGGACCUUGAUACCUACGGUUCAACACACGCUGGUCGCGGAGAUUGGAACCAAAACUGCGGCAGAGAUGUGGCUAGCGACGGGAAUAUUCGCAGUUUCGAAGACUUCAGGUAUUGGCAUGGGGGAGGUUCAGAAGUUGUGGUUGAAAAGACCAAAAAUACAGGUGACAGCAAAGCCAGGGGAGGAAGAGGAGAUCCGGAUAAUGCUACCGUGA
Messenger RNA from Penicillium canariense, 2130 nucleotides. Its product is annotated as glycoside hydrolase family 154 protein. The transcript is spliced from 2 exons. NCBI's taxonomy places the organism in Eukaryota, Fungi, Ascomycota, Eurotiomycetes, Eurotiales, Aspergillaceae. The coding region runs from base 1 to 2130 and encodes 709 amino acids. The record is from RefSeq and is a predicted model, not a curated record.